AUGGAAUGUUUGGGAAGUCGAGAGAGAGCCACUGAGCUACUUCAAGCACAAGUCCAUACAUGGAAGCACACAACGAACUUUGUAAACUCAAUGGUACUGAAAUGUGCAAUUCAACUUGGCAUUCCAGAUGUCAUCCACAGCCACGGCCAACCCAUGGCUCUUUCUCAACUGAUCACUGCACUCUCGCUCGAACCAACAAAGGCUCCAUGCCUCUACAGACUCAUGCGUGUUCUUGUUCACUCUGGCUUCUUUGCUCAACAAAAACUACUCCAUAACAGUGAGGAAGAAGAAGGGUAUUCACUUACUUUUGCUUCUCAGUUCCUACUAAAAGAUGAGCCUGUCAGUGGAGUACCAUUCUUGCUGCUUCAGCUGGAUCCAAUAUUAACCGCUCCAUGGCAUUUCUUGGGCGAUUGGUUCCAAAAUGAAGACCCCACCCCAUUUCAUACCGCACACAGGAAGUCAUUUUGGGAUUACGCAGUUCAUGAACCGAAGCUCAACGAUAUAUUUAAUGAAACCAUGGUUAGCGACUCCCGGCUGAUCGCAAACAUGAUUGUUAGACAGUAUAAGGAGGUGUUUGAAGGGUUGGCCUCUCUGGUGGAUGUUGGGGGUGGCACAGGAACAAUGGUCAAGGCCAUUGCCAAAGCAUUUCCACAAUUGAAGUGCAUUGUGUUUGAUCAACCACAUGUUGUUGCUAACUUGGAGGUUGGUGAGAACUUGGAGAUUGUUGGAGGCAAUAUAUUUGAAGCAAUUCCUCCAGCAGAUGCAAUCUUACUAAAGUGGAUACUACAUGACUGGAGUGACGAAGAAUGUGUGAAGAUACUGAAGAAGUGCAAAGGGGCGAUUCCAAAUAAGGGAGGAAAGGUGAUAAUCAUAGACAUGGUAGUGGAGAGCAACAAAGGGGAUAAUAAGGCGGUGGAAACACAACUCUUCAUAGACAUGCUUAUGAUGGUGGUAGUUGCAGGGAAAGAGAGAAAUGAGAAAGAAUGGGAGAAGCUAUUCUUGGCUGCAGGCUUCACUCACUAUAAGAUAACUCCAGCAUUGGGUUUAAGGUCCCUCAUUGAGGUUUACCCAUGA
Vitis vinifera (wine grape) is the source of this 1074-nucleotide messenger RNA. RefSeq names its product trans-resveratrol di-O-methyltransferase-like. Gene Ontology annotation, molecular function: O-methyltransferase activity; protein dimerization activity; S-adenosylmethionine-dependent methyltransferase activity. Gene Ontology annotation, biological process: methylation. The coding region runs from base 1 to 1074 and encodes 357 amino acids. Lineage: Eukaryota; Viridiplantae; Streptophyta; Magnoliopsida; Vitales; Vitaceae. The record is from RefSeq and is a predicted model, not a curated record. The transcript is spliced from 2 exons.